This is a messenger RNA of Perognathus longimembris pacificus (Pacific pocket mouse), 1200 nucleotides long. RefSeq names its product mas-related G-protein coupled receptor member X2-like. The transcript has 4 exons. The record is from RefSeq and is a predicted model, not a curated record. Bases 1 to 1200 code for a protein of 399 amino acids. Gene Ontology annotation, cellular component: membrane. Gene Ontology annotation, biological process: G protein-coupled receptor signaling pathway. NCBI's taxonomy places the organism in Eukaryota, Metazoa, Chordata, Mammalia, Rodentia, Heteromyidae. Gene Ontology annotation, molecular function: G protein-coupled receptor activity.
AUGAAGUACAGUAAAUGCAAAAGUACUGGAGUGGUACCCAUUAUUGCUGAUGUCCAGCAGGCUGCUCAGGAUACUUCUGAUUUUUCCCAGAACAAAGAAGUGGACUCUGUUAUUGCUCAGCCUGAGAAAAGCUCUUGCUCUCCACUACAGGUCACAUCUGCAGCUCUGAACAGGAAAAUGGGAGAAAGGGGCACCAAUGGAGCAAUUCUGGAUGUGGAACAAGCAAAACCAGCCUUGAUAACAGAAGGGACAGGGAUGUAUGACAAUAUCCACACCUAUCAUAGAACUUGUGUCACAGAGAUGACAGUUAUCGGGUGGUUGAGUGUCAUUAUUGAUGUGAUUGGACUGGCAGGAAAUGCAGCUGUGAUCUGGCUCCUGGGCUUCCGGAUGCACAGAAAUGCCAUCUCAGUUUACAUCCUAAACCUGGCUGUGGCUGAUUUCCUCUACCUAUGCUUUCAACUUGUGGAUUCCCUGCAAGAACUUAACACCUAUUUCCCUGCUAGUAUUGAAAUCUAUCACUUUGAUGUCUUCCACUUUGUGUUUUACUAUUCUUAUAUCACAGGCCUGAGUUUCCUCAGUGUUAUUAGCCUGGAGCGCUGCCUGUCUGUCCUGUGUCCCAUCUGGUACCGGUGCCGCCGCCCAAGACAUGCAUCAUUCGUCAUGUGUGUGCUGGUCUGGGUACUAUCAUUUCCAUUUCCUUUUUUACUAUCUCAUUACUGUCUAGAUUGGUACACCCCUUCUGAUUGGAACUGCUGUCUGUUAUUUAGACUGUCUACUUCUGGAUACUUACUACUUCUAUUUGUGAUUCUCUCAGGGUCCAACCUGGCUCUGACUAUAAGGAUGUUCUGUGGCUCUCGUCAUAUGUCACUGACCAGAUUGUAUGUGACCGUCCUGCUCACAGUGCUGGUCUUCAUCUUCUGUGGCCUGCCCUAUAGCAUUGGCCACUGCCUAAUAGGUGUGAUUUAUAGUGAUGUCUAUUACUAUUCCUGUUACCUUUUUAAGCUUUUAUUCUUACUAACCUCUGUUAACAGCUGUGCCAACCCCAUUAUUUACUUCUUUGUUGGCUCCUUCAGGCAGUGGCAGAGGCAGAACCUUCAGCGGGUUCUGCAGAGGGCUCUGCAGGACACUCCUGAAGACAAUGAAUGUGGAGGCAGCCUUUCUCAGGGGACCCUGGAGUUGUCAGGAAGCAGAUUGGCAUAA